Molecule: messenger RNA, 1374 nt
Organism: Trichoderma breve
Lineage: Eukaryota; Fungi; Ascomycota; Sordariomycetes; Hypocreales; Hypocreaceae
Product: major facilitator superfamily domain-containing protein
Exons: 9
Coding region: 1-1374 (457 amino acids)
Biological process (GO): transmembrane transport
Cellular component (GO): membrane
Molecular function (GO): transmembrane transporter activity
Source: RefSeq, a predicted model, not a curated record
AUGACAGUUAUGGAUGACGAAAAGCUUCCAAAGACCAUUGAGGAUGGGACCAGCUCCCAUCUCGAGCGUCCGCUGGAAAUUGAUCCAGCCAUCGAGAAGAGGAUCGUGCGUAAGAUAGACUUGAGACUGAUGCCUUUUACCGUCUGGAUCUAUCUCCUAUGCUACAUGGACAGGUCCAAUAUCGGCAAUGCCAAGAUCUUGAAUGCCGAUGCGGGCCACGACUUGCUGGAUUCAACUCAUAUGACGACUAAAGAGUACACCAUUGCCCUCAUGGUCUUUCUAGUGGCAUAUUCCAUCUUUGAGGCACCAAGCAAUCUUGCAGCCAAGGCUUUGCAACCCAAUUAUUGGCUAGGCUUCUUGGUCAUUGGUUUCGGAGCCUUCUGCACAGCCAUAGCCGGGGCGAAUAGCUUCGCCAGCACAUCGGCCCUACGAUUCUUUCUCGGUGCCUUUGAGGCGGAGGAGCGAGCAACUCGGAUUGCAUUGUUUCUUUGCAGCGCUACUUUGGCUGGCGCAUUUGGCGGGGCUAUUGCAUUCGGCGUUGGACAUAUGGACGGCAGAUUGGGCCUGGAGGGCUGGCGAUGGUUGUUCAUCGUUGAGGGUGUUCCAUCCAUUGUCCUAGGAAUCUUGACUUUUUUGUUCAUGCCAAGCUAUCCGGAAAAGGCUGGCUGGCUUACUGAAGAAGAAAAGGCCAUCCAAGUAGCCCGCCUCGGCGUCAAUUCAUCUCACGGAGAGGCAAAACUCAACUGGGAGGAUGCAAAGGCCACCCUCAAGGAUGUUAGGCUAUACGUGCACUACAUCACGUACAUGUGCAUCGGCGUCGGUGUCUCAUCGCUGUCACUCUUUGCCCCUACCAUUGUUUCGGGUCUUGGCUACAAGAAUCUCCAGGCCCAGCUUUUUACGAUUCCUCCUUAUGCCGUUGCUUACGUCGUUACUCUUGUCUUGGCCAUGAUAUCCGACCACAAGAAAACGAGGGGUCUUGUAGCUGGCGGAUGUUUUCUCUUUGGCACUAUUGCCUUUAUCAUUCAAGCCUGUUUGCCUGGCAAGCUAUACGCUGCCCGCUAUGCAAUGCUUUGCAUCAGCACCGCUGGCGUCUUUGCUGGUCUUCCUCCGUUGUGCGCAUGGAUCUCAGACAAUGUGCGUACCACAACGGCGGGAUCCCUAGCCACGGGACUCAACAUUGCCUUUACGGGGCCAGGCCAAAUCAUAGGCGUCUGGAUCUAUCGCGCACAGGAUGCGCCAUUCUAUCGCCUGGGCCAUGGAAUCAAUGCUGGGUUCCUCGCUGUGGGGACGGUUCUGAGCUUUUCUUUGUGGUGGCAUUACACGCGGCUGAACAAGAAGCUGGUGGGCACUAAUGAACCCAGAUGGAUUGCGUAG